Messenger RNA from Malus domestica (apple), 1494 nucleotides. Its product is annotated as serine racemase. Gene Ontology annotation, biological process: D-serine biosynthetic process. Gene Ontology annotation, molecular function: threonine racemase activity; D-serine ammonia-lyase activity; ATP binding. The record is from RefSeq and is a predicted model, not a curated record. NCBI's taxonomy places the organism in Eukaryota, Viridiplantae, Streptophyta, Magnoliopsida, Rosales, Rosaceae.
CUAAUAAUCUGAUUAGGGCGUGAAAAUUAGAAAAAUUAAACCAAACCAGCCACUGAAACUGGCACCUACGCUCAAACCGUCGGCGACCUGUCUACUUGUUCUUCCUUUGUCAACACCGUAGGCAGGCGGGGGGUGGGUACAGGGGUUCUGGGCAUAGCAACAUAUGAACUCUGGAAGUGUGGAAGUAGAAGAGGUGAGCAAUCUGCGUUUCUGGAAUAUUUGGCCAACGAACACCCUCCAAAAUCAAGACUCUGUUGGUGUUGGGAUAGAGAUGGAAGCAGGGAGUCAAAUGCCGGAGACGAAAUAUGCUGCUGAUAUUUCCUCUAUAAAGGAAGCGCAAGCACGCAUCGAGCCAUUCGUGCACAAAACUCCGGUCUUGACCUCGGAAUCCCUCAAUGCUCUUUCAGGAAGACGCCUUUUUUUCAAAUGCGAAUGUUUACAGAAGGGUGGCGCUUUCAAAUUCAGAGGCGCUUGCAAUGCCGUGUUUUCACUUGAUGAUGAUCAGGCUGCUAAGGGGGUUGUAACACACAGCAGUGGUAACCAUGCUGCAGCAUUGUCUUUGGCUGCAAAACUACGGGGGAUCCCUGCAUACAUAGUUAUACCAAAAAAUGCUCCCAACUGCAAAGUUGAGAAUGUCAUUCGUUACGGUGGUCAGGUUAUCUGGAGUGAGGCCACUAUGCAGUCAAGGGAAAGUACAGCAGCUAAGGUGUUGCAUGAAACUGGCGCACUUCUUCUCCAUCCUUACAAUGAUAGGCGCAUAAUAAGUGGGCAGGGUACCAUUUCACUGGAGCUUCUGGAGCAACAAGUUCCGCAGUUAGACGGCAUUAUAGUACCCAUAAGCGGAGGUGGCUUGAUAUCAGGGGUGGCUUUGGCCGCCAAGUCCAUCAACCCCGCGAUUCGAAUUUUUGCAGCUGAACCUGAGGGUGCUAACGAUGCAGCUCAAUCCAAAUCAGCUGGGAGGAUAAUAACAUUGCCUGAGACCAACACUGUUGCAGAUGGGCUUCGAGCUUUUCUUGGAGACCUUACUUGGCCCAUUGUGAGAGAUCUUGUCGAUGGCGUUAUAACUGUAAAUGACGAGGAGAUAAUAAAUGCUAUGAAACUCUGUUACGAGAUUUUGAAGGUUGCAGUAGAACCCAGUGGAGCAAUAGGCCUUGCUGCUGUUUUGUCCAAAAGUUUCAAGAAAAAUUCUGCUUGGAAGGAUUGCAGCAACAUCGGAAUUAUACUUUCUGGAGGUAAUGUAGAUCUAGGCAUCCUAUGGGAUGCCUACAAAAAGUGAAGUCUAAAUUACUUUGUUCUUGUCUGCAAACUCUCUAUUUCCCUUAAUACUGAUACUUGUUCUUCGGAAAUUGAAACGAAAAACCUUCACACUUUUCAUGUAUCAUGCACGGUAGCCGCUAAUUUGCUUUACGUGAGUAGUAUUCUCAAUUAACAGCUUUAGAACUCUCUCUCUGCUUCAAAAGUUCAAGAAACGAAAUUCAUGAAUACCUGUUUAAA